CGGCGGCGACGGCGGCGGGAGGUUCGGUUGGUGCCCGUGGGCCGCGAGGCGCCGCGGUCGGCGGCCGCCAUUAAAGCUUGUCUCCAAUCUGCCGGCUAGAGGAAAGUCCCCAUGGUGCAGAUCGUGAUUUCCAGUACUGGGGCUGGAGGCCUGGCAGAAUGGGUGCUGAUGGAACUGCAGGGGGAGAUCGAAGCUCGCUACAGCUCCGGAUUAGCUGGAAACCUCCUGGGAGACCUGCAUUACACCAUCGAGGGAAUUCCGGUUCUGAUUGUGGGGCAUCAUAUCCUGUAUGGGAAAAUUAUCCGGCUGGAGAAGCCAUUUGCUGUUCUGAUCAAAUGCGGUGCAGGGGAGCUGGGGUGUGAUGACAGUGGCAGAGAGCCGUCAACCCGAUACGAAGUGACCGCGCUAAUCAAGAACAAGAUUCUCUUCAAAACCCGCCCGAAACCCAUCAUCACUAACGUCCCCAAGAAAGUAUGAAGGAGCCCAGGAUUUUUUCUAGAGA
Tachyglossus aculeatus (Australian echidna) is the source of this 502-nucleotide messenger RNA. It is a transcript of the gene CHTF8, whose product is annotated as chromosome transmission fidelity factor 8. The transcript has 4 exons. The coding region runs from base 112 to 477 and encodes 121 amino acids. The record is from RefSeq and is a predicted model, not a curated record. Gene Ontology annotation, cellular component: Ctf18 RFC-like complex. Lineage: Eukaryota; Metazoa; Chordata; Mammalia; Monotremata; Tachyglossidae. Gene Ontology annotation, biological process: mitotic sister chromatid cohesion.